UUUCCUAGCUGCUCCUUGGCUCUGUAGACCAAAACGCGAAUGAACAUCGACCGUGGAAGUUGACUGCAAGUGAAAAGCGCUGUGCUGAAGAAGUGUUCAAAUUACAUGUGUGUGACUAGCGCGAAGCAAAGGCCUCACUAGCCAAGCAGCACAACACGCCUUCAGCCCUCACACACACACAUCAUUCACAUGAUUCGUCUGCCUGCAGCCCGAGCCUGAGACCGUCUUGAGCCUUCCGCCCUCCUGCCGGAUCGACGUGAACACAAAUACGCUGCGAUCAACGGAACUAACAAACAACAACAGCAACAACUCAUAUACAACAACUACGUUAACUACUUGUAACAACAAACGAUUUCGAGCUGCGCCUAAACUAAAUACAUUGACAACAUUGUCUAACUAAGAGUUAUAAUCACAGUGCAAUAUGCCGCCAAAUGCAAAAUCGGAAACGGAGCCAGAGCCGGCGCCUGUGUCAGGCGCUGAGCCGGCGGCCGAGCUGGAGACGGCCAAUCAGAAGCUGGAAGAAACGACACAUCACUCCAAGUUUCGGGAACUGGAUCAGCAGGAGCAGCAGGCGGCCGAGAGUCAAAGAAUUGCACAAGUGGAAACAACAAUAGCACCAAAAACAACAACAGAGGCUGAGGAAGCUGCUACUACAUCCGUGCCGGUUAUCAAAAAGAUUGAGCAUGCUGGCGAAGUAGUCACUGAGGCAAUUGCUGAACGCACUGGACUGCCCACAUGGGGCGUGGUCGCGAUUAUAAUACUCGUAUUCCUCGUCGUCUUUGGUAUCAUAUUUUUCUGUGUGCGCAGAUUCCUGAAGAAGCGAAGAACCAAAGAUGGUAAGGGUAAGAAGGGUGUCGAUAUGAAAUCGGUACAGUUGUUGGGAUCGGCCUACAAGGAGAAAGUUCAGCCUGAUAUGGAGGAACUCACCGAAAAUGCCGAAGAAGGCGACGAAGAGGACAAGCAGAGCGAACAGAAGCUGGGGCGUCUCAACUUCAAGCUUGAAUACGAUUUCAACUCGAAUAGCUUGGCCGUCACCGUUAUACAGGCCGAAGAGCUGCCCGCCCUGGAUAUGGGCGGCACCUCAGAUCCCUAUGUGAAGGUAUAUCUGCUGCCCGACAAGAAGAAGAAGUUCGAGACAAAGGUGCACCGCAAAACCUUGAGUCCCGUCUUCAACGAGACAUUCACCUUUAAGAGUUUACCCUAUGCCGAUGCCAUGAACAAGACCCUCGUAUUUGCUAUAUUUGACUUUGAUCGCUUCUCGAAACACGACCAAAUCGGCGAGGUGAAGGUGCCACUGUGUACCAUCGACUUGGCACAGACCAUUGAGGAAUGGCGCGACCUGAUCAGCGUUGAGGGUGAAGGUGGACAGGAAAAGCUUGGUGACAUCUGCUUCUCGCUGCGCUAUGUGCCGACCGCCGGCAAGCUAACGGUUGUCAUUCUCGAGGCCAAGAACUUGAAGAAGAUGGACGUCGGUGGAUUGUCUGAUCCAUAUGUGAAAAUUGCAAUCAUGCAAAAUGGCAAACGUUUGAAAAAGAAGAAGACAAGUAUCAAAAAAUGCACCCUCAACCCUUACUAUAAUGAGUCGUUCUCAUUUGAAGUACCAUUUGAACAAAUACAAAAAAUCUGUCUUGUUGUUACCGUUGUGGAUUACGAUCGUAUUGGCACCUCCGAGCCGAUCGGACGCUGUAUACUUGGCUGCAUGGCCACCGGCACCGAAUUGCGUCAUUGGUCCGAUAUGCUGGCCUCGCCACGUCGACCCAUUGCACAAUGGCACACUCUCAAGGAUCCUGAGGAAACUGAUGAAAUACUGAAGAAUAUGAAGUAAACGCUACAUAGCUGAUCGAUUCAGAAUAACAGCACACCUUAGUAUCACACAUAAAACAUAUGAAAGAAGCAAACAAAUAACCAAAGAGAACUCAAGCAAACCGUCAACAUUGAAAUCGUAUCGGAUCAUCGGAUCAUCCAGAACCUCA
Messenger RNA from Drosophila arizonae, 1973 nucleotides. RefSeq names its product Synaptotagmin 1 (gene Syt1). NCBI's taxonomy places the organism in Eukaryota, Metazoa, Arthropoda, Insecta, Diptera, Drosophilidae. The record is from RefSeq and is a predicted model, not a curated record. Gene Ontology annotation, biological process: calcium ion-regulated exocytosis of neurotransmitter; synaptic vesicle endocytosis. Gene Ontology annotation, cellular component: synaptic vesicle membrane; exocytic vesicle; dense core granule. Gene Ontology annotation, molecular function: clathrin binding; SNARE binding; calcium ion binding.